AUGCCUUCCAUCAUCAAGACAGCAGGCCUCGCGGUCGCCGGUUUGGCCGCCUUUGCUUCGGCUCUUCCCUCACAGUCAAGGUUCUUCUCGAGGAGUACUUACGAGAAGCGCCAGGCCGCCGCACCGGCCGCCGACCCCGCCGGGGGCCUUACCGACGUCGACAUUCUGCAGUUUGCUCUGACCCUGGAGCACCUCGAGGCCGCCUUCUACCAGCAGGGUUUCGCCAAGUUCCCCGCCGCCCAGUUCCAGGCUCUCGGUGCUACCCCCCAGCAAGUUACCGAUCUCCUCGGCGUCGGCUCGAGCGAGCAGGCCCACGUGACUUUCCUGCAGAGCGCCAUUGCUCAGGCCGGCACCAAGCCCGUCCAGCCCUGCAAGUACAACUUCAAGUUCACCGACGCCGCGGGCAUGUUGGGUACCGCAUCCGUGCUUGAGAGCGUUGGUAUCUCGGCCUACCUGGGUGCCGCACCCUUGGUCAAGGACAAGUCCAUCCUCUCGGCUGCUGGCUCCAUCCUCACCAUCGAGGCCCGCCACCAGACCGCCAUCAACAUCGUCUCGCAGCUCGCCGGCUCCCCCGGUGCCUUUGACGCUGCUCUGAGCCCCAAGGAGGUCUUCUCGCUCGCCGCUCCCUUCAUCGAGUCGUGCCCGGACGGAUCCAACCUUGCCAUCACGGCCUUCCCCUCCUUAUCCAUGGCUGCCGGCACCCAGGCUUCUGCUCUGUCGGCUGGCAACACCCUCAACGUCCAGUCGGAACAGGCACAGGGUGCGCAGUUCUGCGGUUUCACCAACGGCCAGAUCAUCGGAGGCACCGCCUUCUCUGCCUUCACCGCCGGCACUGGAUGUGUCAUCCCCCAGAACCUGGCCGGCGUCGUCUACGUCACCCUCACCAAGGAAGCCCCGUUGACCGGAAAGCUGACCGAUGACAUGAUCGUUGCCGGCCCCAUGGUUGUCAGCCUGGCUCCUGGAUCUGCUUAA
This is a messenger RNA of Pyricularia grisea, 972 nucleotides long. RefSeq lists its product as uncharacterized. The coding region runs from base 1 to 972 and encodes 323 amino acids. The transcript has a single exon. Lineage: Eukaryota; Fungi; Ascomycota; Sordariomycetes; Magnaporthales; Pyriculariaceae. The record is from RefSeq and is a predicted model, not a curated record.